CAUCAAGACGCCGAGUGAACUCUGGAUAUCAAGAGGAAUAUCUUUUUGGCAGUAAACCAUCGAGCCCCUGGACCCUUUUAUUCUCUAAGUUAACCAGACGCUGUGGACCCUGAAGCUCAAGCAUCCUACAACAGACUAAAGAGACACCAAGAUAAAGCAAUGGACGUUGAGUCUCUUCAGAAGAGCGGCCGCCGCCGUGGAAGCUGCCUGGACGUUUUCCUCGUUGUGUCCACCAUUUUUCUGCUUGUGGCGGUGGCAGCUCUGGCCGCCGGCGGAGUGAUGGUGGUGAUGGAGCUGCGGUCCGAGCUGGAGACCCCGCGUCUUUCAUCUGAUCCCGGGACAUCAAGGCUGACAGGAGACACACUGUCAGUAUACAAGAUGCAGAACUUUGCCUAUCUGGAAGCCGUCUCAAGCAAGCUGCAGAACUCCACCAUGGAAUUGUCUCAAAUCAAAUAUGGUGCUGGGCUGUCCGUGGGAAGCAACUUCCAGUUUGAGGAAGGUACGCAUUCGUUGAAGGCCAAACAGGUGGGGUACUACUUCAUAUACAUCAAUCUCAACCUCACCUGCACCUACGAAUGUAGCGCGGGACUCCUCAGUGUGAGGUUGGGCGAUAAACUCACCUGCGAGGUGGAGCUUCCGGCUCUGGCGGAUACAACGCCUGUAAGCAGGAAGUGCUGGACAGUGAGCCGAUUGGACGGGCAGAAACUGUUCACUCAGAUGACCGUAUCAAAGGAGGGACUGCAGAACUGGAGGCUGGAGCUGAACACCUCAGGACUUGGGAUGUUCCUCGUGGACUAAUGUAGACGCCGAUCUGCCUGCACGUGUGUGACCUUUGGGUCAUAACUGUGUUUUCUAAGUGUCCAACUAAAUGAAGAUGGGUCUACUCCGGUGCUCAUUUCAAAGCUUUAUCCAGAUUUCUUGCAAACUAAGGCCAUGAAGCUAAGCAGGAUUUUAAGGAGAAGUUGCAUUUUUUUAUGCAAACUGCAUCUGGGAAACACAAUUGCCUAAUUUUGUAUAGAUAUGUAUAUGAUAUAUUUAUUUGAUGAUGAAACUAUUUAUGUAUCUAUAUUUAUACUUUUUGUUUUAAUAGAAAUGUAUUAUGAAGUAGAUAUCACUACAUUAGUGUCGAUGUACAAUACACUGCUAGUUUAAUAAGCCUAUAUUGGUUUAUAUUACUUCUGUUUUGCUCUGUUUUUUUCAUAUAUAAAUUACUCAGUGCAUAAAGUUGAGUGUUAUAAUAAAAUACAAGAUGAUAAUUCUGCUCGGAAACCCCAACAAGCUCCUCAGGGAUCUCAUUUAGAUCUAGUGAGGUUAAGUGGAGGUCCUAUGAGAAGUGUCUCUGUGAUGAAAUCAUGACCACAUUACUAAAGUAUCUUUAAUAUGUGUACUCAUGAAUAAGAAAAUGUUUUGUUUUUGAAAGACAUGUAAGUCCUAUGGACAAUUUGCACAUUGUUGAAUUUAUUUCAAUGUAUCCAUAUUAAACUUGGAUAUUUUGCCCUG
This is a messenger RNA of Notothenia coriiceps (black rockcod), 1500 nucleotides long. RefSeq lists its product as uncharacterized. The transcript is spliced from 3 exons. Bases 160 to 798 code for a protein of 212 amino acids. Gene Ontology annotation, molecular function: protein binding. NCBI's taxonomy places the organism in Eukaryota, Metazoa, Chordata, Actinopteri, Perciformes, Nototheniidae. The record is from RefSeq and is a predicted model, not a curated record.